GUGUACUAUAUGGACAAAUAGUGCAAUUGUGCAACCAAUAAAUUCAUCACAGUUUUUGCAAGAAGUCCGGUUGGUUAAAAUCUAUCCACUGUCCACUGAUGGAGUCCUGAGUAUGAAGGUGCUUGUGGCAACCGCAGCUGCAAAGCCACUACAGCAAUCGCAGUCCCAAGCCAUUACAGUACAGCUCCCCAUAUGUGAUCCCCAAACCAUCUCCACAGCCCCCAGGUGGCCCUAUCCAGAGCAAACCAAAUGGUUGUUCAGGCCAUCCAUAUGGGGCCCCAGCAGCAGCGAGCGAACUGAACCGAUGAGAACUCCAACCAGAAGUAGGGCAUCAGGAUGGGUCAGGCAGCGAGGAGGAGCAGAAGGGGUAUCAGGAUCAGUGGCAUCUCAGACGUAGCAUGUGUAGCUCGACAGAGAGUGAGUGAGAGAGAGAGAGAUGGAGAGAGAGGAAGAGAUUAUUAGGUAAGCUUUUGUCCUCUAAUGGUUAAGCACAAUGUACUUUGCAUGCAGAGUGCAAGCAGGGACUCCGGCAAGACUAGCUAUGACAGCAUAACUAAAAGAGAGAGCCAGAAGCUAACACAGACAUGAGGGCACCCUGGGACAUAAGGCAGCCAGCCACUCCACUGUCGACAAACCUGUGUGAACGCGUGAGAGUGGGGGGGUGACAUCAUCCAAACAUCCCAGUUCACCACAACACUCUAUGCCUGUGAAUCCUCCAGACCUGCCCCUGUACCUAAGAAAAAAACUAUUCACAAAAGGCUUGACUAAACAAAUAUGUUUUCAGCCUAGACUUAAACACUGAGACUGUGUCUGAGCCCCGAACACUAAGAGGAAGGCUGUUGCAUAACUGUGGGGCUUUGUAAGAGAAAGCUCUACCCCCAGCUGUAGCACGCACUAUUCGAGGUACCAACAAAUAGCCUGCACCUUUUGAUCUGAGUAGGCAUGGCGGAUCAUAAAAGACCAAAAGUUCGCUCAGGUACUGCAGCGUGAGACCAUUUAGCGCUUUAUUGGUCAAUAGUAGUAUUUUAUAAUCAAUACGAAAUUUGAUUGGGAGCCACUGCAGUAUGGAUAAGAUAGGGGUGAUGUGGUCAUAUCUUCUGAUUCUAGUAAGGACUUUUGCUGCUGCAUUCUGUACUAACUGGAGCUUGUUUAUGCAUCUACUGGAACAUCCAGACAGUAAGGCAUUACAAUAAUCCAACCUAGAGUUAACAAAAGCAAAACUAAUUUUUCUGCAUCGUGUAGUGACAAUAUAUUUCUUAUUUUAGCAAUAUUUCUGAGAUGAAAGAAAGCGAUCCUAGUUAUAUUAUCUACAUGAGCUUCAAACGAAAGACUAGAGUCAAUAAUCGAUUACAAUUAUAUAAUCAGAAAGCUUACUUCUAACUGCAUGUGGUUCUAGUACAAGUACUUCUGUCUUGUCAGAAUUAAGUAAGAGAAAGUUAAUAUGCAUCCAGUUUCUAAUGUCUUUUACACAUUCCUCAACUUUAUUAAGCUGGUGUCUGUCAUCUGGCUUUGCUGAAACAUACAACUGUGUGUCAUCAGCGUAACAGUGGAAGCUAAUACCAUGUUUACGGAUAAUUUUACCCAGAGGUAGCAUAUAUAGAGAAAAGAGCAGUGGGCCUAAAACAGAGCCUUGCGGGACACCAAACUUUACCUUAGUAUGAGAAGAGAAGUCACCAUUUACGUUUACAAACUGAUAACGAUCAGUCAAAUAAGACCUGAGCCAGGAAAGGGCCAUUCCCUUAAUGCCUACUACAUAUAUUGCUUUUAACAAUACAUAUUGUCGCAAAGCACCGUUAAAGAAAUCUAAUGAACAAGCCAGACGAGACAGUGGCAAGGAAAGACUCAAUAUGACAUCGUGAGGAAGAAACCUUGAGGGAAACUGACUCAAAAAGGAACCCGGUGUCUGGGCAGCACCGGAUAGUGCAAUUAUAAAUCAUUACUCAUCCACACUUGUAUGCUAUGAAGUCAGACAGAACUUAGAGUGUUGAAAUUAUGACAUGUAUGAUUUCAGCAGCAGUAUGAGUCAGUCAUUGCAAAUGGCACAUUGUGCACCUUGUCACAUCCUGAGCCCAACCCAACCCAUGGUAUCUCUGCACUUUUGCAGUGUCUGCACAUGCAUUUAAAUAUCACUUCCCUGUUCCACAGAUCUGUAAAGAGUGCGAUAUCUUUUAUAGUUAUCUGGAAAUCAAAAUUACACCAGCGGCAAAAGGAUCAGCAACUGUGUUUUCAAAGCCAAAGAGUGGUGUGAUGUCCAGCAAACGUAAGCAUAACGAGAUAAAUGGUGAUCCAGUGCCAGAUAAACACCUCUACAAGGCAGGUGGACCAAAAGAUGAUGAUAUAUAUUUCAUGGCUGUUGCCCUCCUGUUUGCUAAGAAGAGCCUUGAUCCUAACACAAAGGUGGGUGCAUGCAUUGUAAAUCAGGAAGGGAACAUUGUGGGUAUCGGCUAUAACAAAAUGCCCAAUGGCUGUGAGGAUGAGUUCCCCUGGGAGCGUAAAGCUGAAAACAGACUGGAGACAAAAUAUCCAUACGUGUGCCAUGCGGAGCUGAAUGCCAUCAUGAAUAAAACCUCUAUGGAUGUGAAAGGAUGCACCAUUUACGUCACUCUGUAUCCCUGUAACGAGUGCGCUAAACUCAUCAUCCAGUCAGGUAUAAGACAUGUGGUUUAUUUAACAAAUAAAUAUCCAGAUACAGAAGAGACACAGGCAUCUCAAAGACUGCUGGAUGCAGCAGGUAUUACACAAAGGCAAAGGAAUGAUCCCUGUUCCUUGCUGAGUUCCAUCGAUUCCUCUGCUGAGUGAAAAAGACCAAGUCUGUGCUCUUCACCACUGAAAUACUGAAUAAUACUGAAACAUUUAACAUUCCUGAAAUAUUGAGGAAAAAUCCCAGUAUAUUCAAAAUGAGUUAAUAGAUGAUAAUAGGUGAAAACUGCUUAAAUACUGCAAUGUAACUGAAAAAUUUUAACUUUAAUUAACUUUAAAUCUUAAUCAAACUCUUAAAUUAACUUCUGAUUUGUUAUCUUUUUGGUGGGGGAAAAUUAAGAUCACUAUAUUACUUAUUUCACAUACUGCUUUCUGCCUUUUCUUUCAAAUUUCUUUCAAAUUACUGGAUGUUAAUUUGACCUAAAUGAAUAGCCAAUUUAAAUAAACAUGCAUUAUACUUAUAUACAUAUUUAAUGUAUGUAAGUGUAUGAAAUAUACUACAUCUUCAUGUUCUUCAUAUUCAGAGUAGGGUUAUGCACAUGCUUAAGU
This is a messenger RNA of Pangasianodon hypophthalmus (striped catfish), 3249 nucleotides long. Its product is annotated as deoxycytidylate deaminase. The record is from RefSeq and is a predicted model, not a curated record. NCBI's taxonomy places the organism in Eukaryota, Metazoa, Chordata, Actinopteri, Siluriformes, Pangasiidae. Gene Ontology annotation, cellular component: cytoplasm. The coding region runs from base 2248 to 2799 and encodes 183 amino acids. The transcript has 7 exons. Gene Ontology annotation, biological process: dTMP biosynthetic process; dUMP biosynthetic process. Gene Ontology annotation, molecular function: dCMP deaminase activity; zinc ion binding.